Messenger RNA from Phytophthora sojae, 420 nucleotides. RefSeq lists its product as hypothetical. The annotation marks the transcript as partial. Gene Ontology annotation, biological process: transmembrane transport; carboxylic acid transport. NCBI's taxonomy places the organism in Eukaryota, Oomycota, Peronosporomycetes, Peronosporales, Peronosporaceae. The record is from RefSeq and is a predicted model, not a curated record. The transcript has a single exon. Gene Ontology annotation, molecular function: carboxylic acid transmembrane transporter activity. Gene Ontology annotation, cellular component: plasma membrane.
AUGAACAAGUACCUGGUGCGAGGCCUCGGCUUCUUCAACGAUGCCUACGACCUCUUCGUCAUGAACAUCAUCAACGUCGUGCUCACCGAGCAGUACGGCAAGCACGUGUACACGUCGUACGUCAAGUCGUGGGUGUCCGCCGCUGCUAUCAUCGGCGCUGUCAUCGGCCAGCUGCUGUUCGGCUUUUUGGGCGACGUCUUCGGUCGCAAGGUCAACAUGAUCGCUACGUGUGUGCUGCUGAUCGUCGGCAGCAUUCUGUGUACCGUUGCGUACGGAGGUGAUGGCAGUGCGACGCUGUGGUUCCUGGUGGUGGCGCGUGUCAUCUUGGGCAUUGGUAUCGGCGGUGAAUACCCGCUGGCCGCUUCGUCGUCUGCUGAAGACUCGACGUCGAGUGCAGAGCGCAACACUCGGGUUGCCACU